This is a messenger RNA of Hemisphaericaspora subhashii, 330 nucleotides long. It is a transcript of the gene DAD2, whose product is annotated as Dad2p. Gene Ontology annotation, cellular component: DASH complex; mitotic spindle pole body; mitotic spindle. Gene Ontology annotation, biological process: attachment of spindle microtubules to kinetochore; mitotic cell cycle. The transcript has a single exon. Lineage: Eukaryota; Fungi; Ascomycota; Pichiomycetes; Serinales; Debaryomycetaceae. The record is from RefSeq and is a predicted model, not a curated record. The coding region runs from base 1 to 330 and encodes 109 amino acids.
AUGAAUAAAAGUAAAUAUGAAGAACAAAAUGCUGAAAAAAGAGCAAAUCUCGAGAAAUUACGUCAAUUUCGUGAUUUGAUGGAUGAAAUGGGAACAAAAUUAAAUUCAAUGGCUGAUCAAAUGGAUCAAAUGAAAUCAGGAACAGAAAGUGUUGCUGAUAUGUUGGCUACUUGGAAAAGUGUUGCUCAAUGUAUAUCACUUGGUUCUUUGGGAUUGUUGAAAUAUACUGAGAAUAGUCUGGAUUUGUAUCCUGAACCUUUAUUAAGACUUCGAUUGGAAGGGGAUGAGAAAGAAGUGGAACAAGAAGAAGUUGAAGAAGAGAAUGAUUAG